AUGCCCCGACUCACAAUUCAGAGCCGAAACAGGUUCACUAAGCUUAGUCGUCUACCGAAUGAAGAUUACCGAUAUGGGUUGGAGUUUCCUGUAUUGGAUGUGAACCAUCCAAUACAUGGUGAAGAUGAUGUGCCAGAUCCCACUGAAGAUGAUGUAGGUGUGAUCCAGCCAAAUCCGGCUGAAAAUGAUGUACGUUUUCAACCAUAUCCGUUUAUAGAUGAUGAAUCAGAGUUGGGUGAAGACUGA
Molecule: messenger RNA, 246 nt
Organism: Lactuca virosa
Lineage: Eukaryota; Viridiplantae; Streptophyta; Magnoliopsida; Asterales; Asteraceae
Source: the annotation of a GenBank genome assembly